Messenger RNA from Symbiodinium sp. CCMP2592, 3393 nucleotides. The record is from the annotation of a GenBank genome assembly. Lineage: Eukaryota; Dinophyceae; Suessiales; Symbiodiniaceae.
AUGGAGCACCCCAACAUCCUGGAAUACACGGACGAAAAUCCGGAGGGCAGCGAAGAGGAGGGGCCACACCCAGGACCAGAUGCCAGCAGCGAUGCGGCCAAUGAGCUCUUUGAGGAUGAUUCAGAAGGAGCACCGGCUGGACGAGUACAGAAUGACCUCGUUCCUGACUACGAUGGCGGGACGUCUGGAGCCUCUGUGGCAAAGCAUGUGGGCGAGCAUAUGCACGAGCUUGCCGAGAAGGCGGAUCGUACUACAGAGGCAUCUGGCGAGAGCAUCGUUGGUACAGACCUGUGCAAAUCAGGCGGGUUGCACGCACAAGUCUUCAGGGAGCUGGAGACUUUUGCAGCUGAUUCUGCAAUUGACAUCUGUCUCAUCCAAGAGACCAAAUGGAACUUUGAUGGCAAUUGGCAACCCAUCGACGUACUGAACAUGUACCAGUACUCUGCAAACGAUCACAAGCUUACUGCUGAAAGGUUACCAUACCUGAACAUCAAUGGCCCAAGGCCCCUUCUUCACAGCUACCCAAAUUCGACAAUCAACAGAUCAUUCAUGACCUCAGGCAGCCACACCCACCUCCUGCACUACGUGCCCUUCGCGAAGGUGUUGCGCAGCAUCUUCAACAGGCCGAAUGGACUACCAUUUCUGUUGGAGCAAGGUCUCCUACACCUGGCUCAGACACACUACCCUGCGCAGGUGACUACGGAAUUGGCUCCCAAGGCUACCGAUGAAAAACUCGCCAAUUGUGCCCGUCACAUGUGGGCUACCUUCAGGACCAUGCGAUCGCAUACUUUCACGGCCACGGGCAUCGUCACAGCUUGGAGGCAAUGGGCUACCUUUUCCAAAGCUCACCGUGAACACAAACAGCGCGCCAAGGCCAAAAGCAAGGAGCGGAAGUACGAUCUUCUACGGACUGCACAAGAAGCAGCACAACAGGGCAACAUGCACAAGGUCUGGCAAGUAGUCAAGACUUUGGCCCCCAAAAGCAAACGCAAACAACUGCAGCUACACAAGGACGGACACAUCAUGACGCCCCAGGCCGAGCUGGACUGGAUCAUCGAAGAGUUCGGGUCGAGGUAUGGAGCUCGUCCUAUGCCUUCAAUUGGCAAAACUCGAGAGCAUCCUCCGUUACAAAUUCAGGCCUUCGAGCUAUGGCAUCAACUUGAUCAUCUCCCGGUUCGCAAAGCUGUACCGUGCACAGCAGCACCCUCAGUGCUCUGGAAGGCUUGCUCUACAGAGGUCACCGCCUUUGUCACCGACCAGGUGAACCACGACUGGGAGCAAGAAGUUAUCUCCAUUGAACAGGACUGGGCUGAUGCAAGUGUUGCGCUUCUUCCCAAACCCAAAAACAAGAACGACACACCCAACAGCUGGAGGCCGAUUGGUAUCCAGCAUCCCUUAGGCAAGUGCCUCAUGUCGGUGGUCAUCUCUCGAGCCAAGCAAAACAUACACAACCUCAUCUACUUCUACCCUCAAACAGCAUAUGUGCCGCAUCGCAAUACCUUCACUGCUCUCAAAAGGGUCUAUGCUCAUUGCUCUUAUGUGCGAGAUAUGGCAAGCAGACACAGACUUACACCACACCAACAACAAGCUGGACUCACCACAAUCAGCAGCAGCGGCGGACUGCAGAUAUGCAUGGAUCUUUCUUCAGCUUUUGAUCUGGUCUCCUGGAGCUCGAUCCGAGAAGCACUUGAGUUAGCUGAAAUCGACGUCUCGGUCCAGGAAAUCCUUCUUUUAUGGCUCGGCCAAGUACGUUACAUCUUCCGGCACAAAAAUCUCGAACAAGACAUCUGGCCCUCCUGGGGCUUGAGACAAGGAUGCUGUGGAUCGCCUGUACUGUGGGCAGCAUUUACUGCUUUACUGGCUAGAGCGAUAGAUCAGAAGCUGCAAAACCAAUGGUGUAAGGACCAUGCCACACUAUAUGCGGAUGAUACACACUUGAAGUGGACCUUCACCAAGAUCCAGGAAUUCGACCAGGCCAUUGGUGAGCUUCGAUGUGUGUUCGCGAUCUUCAGGAGACUGGGCAUGAAGGUCAACAACGACAAGACCCAAGCCAUUCUCUCAGUCACGGGUCCGCUUAAACACAAAAUUCACAAGCUCUAUGUUCGCAAACAGGGCAAUGAUCGGCGAUUACUUCUAUCACCAGGUGAUCCGAAUCACUGGGUGCUUUUGGUCGAUCAGGCGGAAUACCUUGGCCUCAUUAUCUCCUAUCAUCAUUACGAGAAACAGUCAGUUCAACACCGUCUUGCGAAGGCCAAUCAUCGUAGAUGGGCGCUGGCGUCUAUCUUACAUACCAAGCGCAUGUCGAUUGCCUACAAGUUACAGCUAUGGCAGAGUUGCGCGCUUUCCACCAUGAUGUACGCUCUUCACUGUCUCUGUUUAUCUGCAGGCAAUGUACACUCCUUGCAGAAGACGAUUAUGAAACAUGUCAGGGCAAUUGUCGCGAACCAAGCUUUUCUUACCGGCACGACCCACGAUGAGAUAAUGAAGACGUAUCACAUCAGGAUGCACGGACUGGACCCGGACAUGAUGGACUUCUUUGGAGAAUAUCAGGAGAUGGAAGAGAUGCCAGGGCCUAUGCAACCAACACAUGCCCCGAGGAAUCCCUUUGUGACUCCAAACAAACGGAGACGAGACCCGUUCGGGACCUCCAGGCCGACGCCCUCACCAUUUCGACCACCCCACUACCAACAGGGACCACAUCCACCUCGAGCUCCGCACAGGGAUCCAUUGCUCUUUACUUUGGCAAAAACAGUGCUAAAGCAACAGGAGGAGCUGCAAGUACUCCGUCAGGACACAUCUUACAUCCUCUUCCUCCGCGCGGGGGAACAUUCAGUCUUGAGCCACCUCUACCAAACUGCAGUCAAAUUCAAGCAGCAGCAGGAGGCGGACCCAGGCUGGAAGCUCGGACACGUUCCCCUUCGGAUGGUUCUUGCGGUGUCCCUAUUCAAGGAGUUGAUCGACCGUCUCAACUUGGUCUUGGCCUCUCAGGAGAAACUACAAAAGGUCACGGACAGCGGAUGGAGAAACGAGUCGGGGUGGCGGUUCCAGAGGUGGAACCCCACCCUGAAACACCUCGAAAUCGACCAGGCAAGACCCUCCAUACCGGACGACCAGCUCCUGGACCACUUGGCCACGAUCCUACAGUGUCUCAAGCACCCAAUUGUGAACAGGUUCCGCUGCAAGCGCAAACUCGCGGAAACAAUGACGUCUCAGGCAACCUUUGUCAUGGAUGUAUCUCUCAGGAGCCAGUUCUCGACAACCCUUUGGGAUACACUGAGGAUUCUUCAAAACAAUGCUAUCUUCCAACUCAUCGGCACCAGCUACAAGACGGAGAGCCUUGGCCGGAGCCCCAUGGAGCAGCGCAUCCGGGACUUGCUAUACGGCCAACAAUGA